Closterium sp. NIES-65 is the source of this 1734-nucleotide messenger RNA. The record is from the annotation of a GenBank genome assembly. Lineage: Eukaryota; Viridiplantae; Streptophyta; Zygnematophyceae; Desmidiales; Closteriaceae.
AUGUUUAAUGAUAUUUUCCUCGCGAUCACAGAGAACCCCAUUCCUAUCGCCAUUCAUCUCACCCCUCUCAUCGGCCACUAUGCUAUCCUCGAGUUCGCCAAAUCGCCCACCCGUCUCCCUUUCCGUCGUGCGUCACGUCACCAUCUCGUCGCCCUCUUCGUCGCCCUCUCUCCCCUCCUCUCCUCCCGUCGGCCUCUCUCUCGCCCCUCCCUACCGAUCGCCCUCCCGUCGCUCGCCCCGUCGCGCUCUCUCUCUCCGCUCCCUUCCCGUCGCCCUCUCUUUCGCCCCUCCCUUCCCGUCGCGCUCUCUCUCUCUCCGCGCCCUUCCCAUCGCCCUCUCUCUCGCCCCUCCCUUCCCAUCGCUCUCUCUCUCUCCGCUCCGCCCUCUCUCGCGCUCCUCCUUCGAAUCGCGCUCUCUCUCCGCUCCCUUCCCGUCGGCCUCUCUCUCCGCUCCCUUCCCGUCGCGCUCUCUCUCUCCGCUCCCUUCCCCUCGCCCUCUCUCUCGCCCCUCCCUUCCCGUCGCGCUCUCUCUUUCCGCUCCCUUCCCGUCGCCCUCUCUCUCGCCCCUCCCUUCCCGUCACGCUCUCUCUCUCCGCUCCCUUCCCAUCGCCCUCUCUCUCGCCCCUCCCUUCCCUUCGCGAUCUCUCUCUCCGCUCCCUUCCCGUCGCCCUCUCUCUCGCCCCUCCUACCCGUCGCGCUCUCUCUCUCCGCGCCCUUCCCGUCGCCUUCUCUCUCGCCCCUCCCUUCCCAUCGCGUUCUCUCUCUCCGCUCCGCCCUCUCUCUCGCUCCUCCCUUGGAAUCGCGCUCUCUCUCCGCUCCCUUCCCGUCGCGCUCUCUCUCUCCGCUCCCUUCCCAUUGCCCUCUCUCUUUUUGCUCCCUUCCCAUCCUCCCUUCUCGCUCGCCUCGAAUAGCCCUCCCGGCGACCUUCGACUCUUCCAUCACGUAUGCCCUCCUUUCUCCGUCGCCUCUCUCGUUCUCCCUCUGCUAUCGCGUCAGCGGGACCCAUUCCGUACUCUGUUAUUGUGUAUGGUUUGUUUGUUUUUUCUGUCUUUCCAUCUAUUCUCGACACCCUCUCUCCCACCGCCUAUCCUUUCUCCCGUGGCCUAUCUUUUCUCCCGUCGCCCUCCCGUUUCCCGUCGCCCUCCCGUUUCCCGUCGCCCUCCCGUUUCCCGUCGCCCUCCCUUUUCCCGUCGCCCUCCCGUUUCCCGUCGCCCUCGCGUUUCCCGUCGCCCUCGCGUUUCCCGUCGCCCUCCCGUUUCCCGUCGCCCUCCCUUCUUCCGUCGCCCUCCCUUUUCCCGUCGCCCUCGCGUUUCCCGUCGCCCUCCCGUUUCCCGUCGCCCUCCCGUUUCCCGUCGCCCUCCCGUUUCCCGUCGCCCUCGCGUUUCUCGUCGCCCUCCCGUUUCCCGUCGCCCUCCCGUUUCCCGUCGCCCCCCUUCUUCCGUCGCCCUCCCAUUUCCUGUCGCCCCCUUCUUCCGUCGCCCUCCCGUUUCCUACGCCCUCCCUUCCCGUCGCCCUCCUGUUUCCCGUCGCCCUCCCUCUUUCUCUUCAUUCGCGUCACCUUGCCCAUCAUAAUUUCCCCCCUAGUGCUGUUUUUCUCUUCUGUUUCCCGUUAUUGCACCUCUCCCAAGCCUCACGUCCAAGGCAGCACAUUGAUCAGAGCUCUACUAGCUCUAAUAACGUUCAAACACUUUCACUCUCAUCACGUACAUGUGUGUCUGCUUGGGAUUUAGCGUGA